This is a messenger RNA of Fusarium oxysporum Fo47, 1347 nucleotides long. RefSeq lists its product as uncharacterized. Gene Ontology annotation, biological process: cytokinin biosynthetic process. Gene Ontology annotation, molecular function: hydrolase activity, hydrolyzing N-glycosyl compounds. The transcript is spliced from 4 exons. Gene Ontology annotation, cellular component: cytosol. NCBI's taxonomy places the organism in Eukaryota, Fungi, Ascomycota, Sordariomycetes, Hypocreales, Nectriaceae. The coding region runs from base 1 to 1347 and encodes 448 amino acids. The record is from RefSeq and is a predicted model, not a curated record.
AUGACACGCACUCACAAGCCUCCUGUUGCCAUCUUUGGUCCCACCGCCUCCGGUAAAACGAAGCUAGGAGUUGCUGUCUCCAAAGCAUUCCUUGGCGAAGUCAUCUCGGUUGAUAGCCUCCAGUGCUAUAAGCCAGGCAGCAUCAUUACAGCCAAGCCGGAACACGAUGAAAUUCAAGAUAUUCCACAUCAUCUUAUUGACUACCUUCAAGCUGAUGAAGAGCCAGAUGAUUGUAUAUCCUUGGCUAUCAACAAAAUGGAAGACAUCAUUAGCCGCAAUAGAAUUCCAGUUCUUGUUGGCGGGUCUACAUCGCUCACUAUCCCCCUACUGCAGCAAGCCUUGAAGCAUCAUUACAUAAUACUCGGAAUUAUGUUAGUACCGCAGCCUUCAAACUAUCAACAGCUCAUUGAGACCGGAGGCGACGCAAUGGUGAAGCAGGGCCUCUUAGCGGAGCUGAGGGAACUGAAGGCCCUAGAGAAGACACUGCUCCAGGGGGGGCGAGAUUUCAAUAGAGGUGUGUGGAAAGUAAUUGGCUACCCUGAGUUCUCCCCAUACCUUGACUACGACGGCGUAAGCGACAUAAAGAGGGAAGUCCUCUACCACCAGGGAGUCACGAUGAUGCGCGCCAGUACACUUCAGUACGGCUUCAACCAGCUGGAAUGGCUACGCCAUACCCUGACCCCCUUCCUCCACCAGCAGAAGGUUGCAACUAUCAGCCUCAAUUUCUUCCAUGGGACUCAUUCAGUCACACCUGUUCCAGGAAAAGCUUCCAACCCUCGUGUCGUUUGCUUGUUUGGCGGAUCAUCUAGUGGCAAUGACCCCAGCCAUGUGAAGGCAGCAAAGGACCUUUCUCUGGAACUCCACCGAAAGAACAUCACGCUCAUCUACGGUGGCGGUAUGACGGGUGUAAUGGGAGCCGCUGCCAGCACUCUUGUUGCGUUAUCCGGUCCGUCCUCAGUUCAUGGAAUUAGCCACAUGUCCAAGUUUGGAUCUCGUACGGUUGUGAGAGAUAUGCAUACCAGAAAGAGGCUUAUGAUUGAGGCCGUGCUUAAUGGAGGGCCAGGAAGUGGCUUUGUUGCCUUGAGCGGCGGGUACGGUACUAUGGAAGAGUUGCCUGAGGUAGCAACCUGGUAUCAACUCUGUAUUCAUAACUGUAACGUUUGUGUUCUGAACGUCGAUGGAUUCUAUGACGGGUUGUUGGACUGGGUUUCCAAGGUUUCGGAAAAGGGGUUCAUCGGGGCAAAGGACCGUACCAUCAUCCAGGUUGCUUCCUUGACUGAAGGACUUGUCAGAUGCCUAGAAGGCAAGACUCAGCAUUCGGAACAAAGAAGAAUUGAAUGGAUCUGA